AUGGACUUCCACUCGGCCAAUUGUAUCAAGCCACGGUUGGUUACCAUGGUCCCCUUGAUGCUGAACAUGAGAUGGACUGCCCCAACGAGGAAGGAACUUGCUCUUUACCUUUUUGUUAUUCGUACAUUCUACGAUAUACCAUCGCCUCGGUGUGGUUUAUGGCGGCCGUGCGGUCGACUCCAGCUGCACCUUAUGUCAAGAAACCCUGCCCAGCCACGCCUCCUGGUCCUGUUGGAUAUUCUUUUCUUCUUCCACCGUGCUUCAUGGCUCCCUCGACGAACCUACCUAGGUUUCAAUAGUUUCCUCCUAACACCUAUCAAGGGCUGUCCCAUGUCAAGCCUGUUUGUGAAGAUCCGUCGUGACGACCUGACCUUCCAGGUGGGCAGUAGAUUAUACAUACCUUCCAAUACCCAACCAAAAGUAUCUCCCGGUCUCCAAAUAUAA
This is a messenger RNA of Trichophyton verrucosum HKI 0517, 444 nucleotides long. RefSeq lists its product as uncharacterized. The transcript has a single exon. NCBI's taxonomy places the organism in Eukaryota, Fungi, Ascomycota, Eurotiomycetes, Onygenales, Arthrodermataceae. The record is from RefSeq and is a predicted model, not a curated record. The coding region runs from base 1 to 444 and encodes 147 amino acids.